AUGGCAUACUGUCGAGACCGAUUUGGCAACCUGUACCGAUGCCGUUCAUCAUGGUCUAACUGGGGCAGAUGGGUCCUACUCGGUAUUAUUAUUUUCGUGGGAGUAGUCGCAUUCUUCCUCUUCGCAUGUGCCUCUGCUCGCAAACGUCGUCGACACGGGCAGAAACCCAUGUACGGCACUGGAUGGAUCGCUCCGAAUACAGGUGCGCAGUGGCAACAGCCACAGCAGUAUCCGAAUCAAGCGCCCCCUGCACCUCCAGGAUAUCAACCGCAGCAACCGCCACCACAGUCGUACCCGGCCAAUUACGGGCAGAAUCAGGGAUAUUUUGGACAGAAUCAAGGAUAUAAUCAAGGGUAUCCAGGUCCCCAGGAGUAUGGAUUGCAACAGCCACCGAAUGCGUACGCCCGGGAGGGAGUGUAUUCUCCGCCGGCGGGACCGCCACCAGGGAAUUAUAAGUAG
Molecule: messenger RNA, 459 nt
Organism: Aspergillus tanneri
Lineage: Eukaryota; Fungi; Ascomycota; Eurotiomycetes; Eurotiales; Aspergillaceae
Product: resistance to Congo red protein
Exons: 3
Coding region: 1-459 (152 amino acids)
Biological process (GO): vesicle-mediated transport
Cellular component (GO): intracellular membrane-bounded organelle
Source: RefSeq, a predicted model, not a curated record